Molecule: messenger RNA, 1899 nt
Organism: Sinocyclocheilus anshuiensis
Lineage: Eukaryota; Metazoa; Chordata; Actinopteri; Cypriniformes; Cyprinidae
Gene: chatb
Product: choline O-acetyltransferase b
Exons: 13
Coding region: 73-1899 (608 amino acids)
Biological process (GO): acetylcholine biosynthetic process; neuromuscular synaptic transmission
Cellular component (GO): neuron projection; cytoplasm
Molecular function (GO): choline O-acetyltransferase activity
Source: RefSeq, a predicted model, not a curated record
AGUCUCCACAGGACAGAGUUUGCAGUGUUGAGGAAUCAAACAUCUCUUCAGUGACUGCAGACAGACUCAGUGAUGCCUGUCCUGAAGAGAGAAACAGCCCAAGCCCACAGCCACUGCAAUAUGCUGCUCAAACUCCCUGUGCCGGACCUGCAGCACACACUGGACGCCUACCUAAGAUCUGUCAAACACCUUGCUUCUGAAAAGCAGUUCCAAAAAACCAAAGCUAUAGUGGAGACGUUCGGCAAACACGGAGGUGUUGGAGAAAGGCUGCAAAAACUGCUGCUAGAGAAAAGAGAAAAGACCGAAAACUGGGUGUUCGACUUCUGGCUGGAAGACAUGUAUCUGAAGAACAGACUGGCGCUUCCCGUGAACUCCAGCCCUGCGCUGGUUUUCCCCAAACAAUCCUUCAGAGACAUUAAAGAGUCUCUGUGUGUUUGUGUGUGUUUGUGCUGUAGGAAGACUAUGCUGGUGGACGUCGCUCGCGGUCAGAAGGCCGACAUGCCGCUCUGUAUGGAUCAGUACAAGCGUCUCUUCAGUGCUUACAGACGGGCCGGACUCGAGCAGGACACACUUAUCACAGCGGACAGCACGUCUGACACGGGACACGUCAUUGUGGCCUGUAAAAAUCAGUUCUUUGUGCUGAAUCUGAUGGAAGGAAGCUGUAAACUGAAUGAGGCGGAUGUUCAGGCUCAGCUGGAGUGGAUCUAUGAGCAGACGCUGAGCGCUGAGCAGAAGCAGCCGGCCGUGGGACUGCUGACCGCAGAGGACCGGACGGACUGGGCCCGAGCCAGAGACCAGCUGCUCAAAGAUCCAGUGAACAGAGAGUCUGUGGAGCUGAUGGAGCGCUGCGUGUGUGUCGUCUGUCUGGAUGAUCCCGCGGGACUCGAACCCAGCGACGCCAACAGAGCUGCCCUGGUGCUCCACGGAGGAGGACAUUAUAAAAACGGAGCAAACCGCUGGUACGACAAACCCCUGCAGUUUGUGAUUGGUGCAGAUGGUGUUUGUGGGGUCGUGUGUGAGCACUCGCCGUUCGAGGGCAUCGUUCUGGUGCAGUGCACUGAACACCUGCUGAAAAACAUACGGUCCUGUAAGCAGAGCUCCGCUCGGAGCGCGUCUGAACUUCCUCACCCGCACAGAUUACUGUGGAAGUGUUCCCCUCGGACUCAAGAUGCGCUGGCGUCUGCUGCAGAUCACCUGCACAGACUCGUGAGGAAUCUCGACAUGAAUGUUUUCACGUUUGCGGUUUAUGGGAAGGAGUUCAUCAAGCAGCAGAAGAUGAGUCCUGACGCCUUCAUACAGCUGGCUCUGCAACUGGCCUUCUACAGAUGUCACAGAAGACUCGUGUCCACCUACGAGAGCGCUUCUCUCCGCCGCUUCCGGCAGGGACGCGUGGACAACAUCCGCUCCAGCACUCCUGAGGCGCUGGCGUUCGUGAAGGCCAUGACAGACGGAGGAACAUCCACUCAGAUGGAGAAGAUGGAGAAGCUGCGAGCGGCUGUAGAUGCUCAGAGUAAAGUCACAGCUCUGGCCGUCACGGGGAUGGGGACGGACAAUCACUUACUAGGACUGCGUGACAUUGCCAAGGAGAUGAAAAUGGAGACGCCAGACAUAUUCUCUGAUGAAACGUACCACAUCAGUAACCACUUCAUGCUGUCAACCAGUCAGGUUCCCACCGCAGAGGAGAUGUUCUGCUGCUACGGUCCGGUGGUUCCUGACGGUUACGGCGUGUGUUAUAACCCUCGGCCCGCUCACGUGCUGUUCUGUGUGUCCAGCUUCAGAGAGAGUAAGGAGACUUGUUCAGGGCUGUUUGUGAAAGCGCUGGACGAGGGACUGCAGGACAUGAGGAUCCUGUGCACUAAACACACAGAUCACAGGAACACGCCAAACACACCAAAAUAA